Gasterosteus aculeatus aculeatus (three-spined stickleback) is the source of this 3365-nucleotide messenger RNA. Its product is annotated as intercellular adhesion molecule 1. NCBI's taxonomy places the organism in Eukaryota, Metazoa, Chordata, Actinopteri, Perciformes, Gasterosteidae. Gene Ontology annotation, biological process: cell adhesion. The record is from RefSeq and is a predicted model, not a curated record. Gene Ontology annotation, molecular function: integrin binding.
UCCUGUCUCAGUCGACUCACUUUGGACCCGAGAGCCUGCAGCUCCAGAGCUGGAAUCCGAGCAGAGCUGCAACGAAGCACAGACGGGACUUUGUUCAAAUCCAAUGAGUGAAAGCAAAUCCUUUGGACUCUUUGUGGGGUUCCUGCUCUGUGCAACAGGUGCCUCCUGUCCCAUUGAGUUGAGCCCCCCCAGUGUCGUGGUGAGAUAUGGAGACCCGGUUUCCAUCAACUGCAGCACAUCGGAUGGCCAUUCCGCAGAAAUGGGCUGGGAGGCCACAGUAGGAAGCACAAUUAUACAAAAUGUCCCCCAUGUGGCCUGGACUGUGGAGCGACUCAUCCAGACUGAUUAUGACGUCACAUCCAUAUGCUUCUACAACCCACCAUCGGGGGCCUCUUCUGAUCAGUGCAGCAAGACCUCAACGGUCGUAGUUUACACAUUCCCAGAAACCAUCGGCAUCAGUGGCCCGGGUGGUGUGAUGGUCGAAGGGGAGACGUGUCAAUUCACCUGUGACGUCCCCAAUAUAGCGCCUGUUCAAAACCUUACUGUCAAGUGGUACAAAGGAGAUGCAAUGAUCCAUGAAGACACUUUUAAAAAUGUGGGUGCCGGUAAGAAACCGGUGAAUCAGUCAUCUGUGCUGAACUUCACAGCGACCAGACAAGACAACGGAUUGACGGUCAGAUGUGAGGCACAUCUGGACCUGAGGCCAAAUGGACCUCAACUCAAUGCAUCUUCACAAGAGUUGAAAGUUACGGUUCACUUUGGACCAGAGGGGGAAUGCCUGUCUUUGGACAAACUGGAAUUACAGGAGGGAGACACGCUGGGGGGGCGAUGCCCCAUGACGGGACGACCUGAGCCCGACGUCAACUGGCUGAAAGACGGUCAGACCGUCGACCCGGCAGCACCUAUGAGCAGGACGGACGCAGGACGGUACACCGUCUCGGCAGAGAGUGCUUCCUUCGUCCGGAGGGAACUGACGGUUCACGUGUUGUAUGGACCAGAGUUUAAGUGUCCACACACUUACACAGCAGUGGAAAAUGCUCCUCACAUCCUGUCCUGCAAUCUGACGGGCUAUCCGCAGCCCGACAUCGUCUGGCGCAAAGAUGGCAAGGACGUGGUACUUCCAGAGGUCCUAACAAGACACGACUCCGGGCAGUACUCGAUCACGGCUUUGAGUAAACUGUCGAAUGUCAGCGUCACGAUGGAGAUCAAUGUCCUGUACGAGCCAACGCAGAUAGUUGAGCUGGAGGACUCGGAGGUUGACGUUGGAUCUGACGUGUGGCUGAUCUGCUCCUCGACGGGGAACCCACAACCACAGUAUUCAUGGGAUUUUUACCAGGCCCCCAAUGUGAUGGUGAAAAAUGACGACGGAGUGGCCCGUCUGCACAUCCGCGAUGCCAACGCCUACAACGAGGGCUCCUACACGUGUCACGCCACGAAUGAUCGAGGAAGGGUCUCUAAAACAGCCAACGUCACAGUGAAAGGUGCCGGUGGUAUGGAAUGCCCCAUCCAGAUAACUCCGGAGAGGAUGGUGGUGCAACACCAAAGCAGAGAUUCGCACCGUGCGAAUUGCACCCCAACAUCCGAAGGCUCCAUGCAUCUCAAAAGCCAAUACUGGGAGGACAAGCACGCUGGCAAAACUAAGGGCACACACUGGUCUGCUGCCCCUGAUGGGGGCUGGAACCCCGAGCCUAAAUGCAUCGCCACGUUUCACCGGAUAAGAGAAUGCUGGAAAGAGUUAAACCUCACCAUCUACAAAACACCAGACAGCGUCUCCAUCCGGGCUGAGGACAACUCGCUCUCGACGGUGGAGGGGAGAAGCUUCCAGAUGUGGUGUGACGUCUCCAACGUGGCCCCCGCGGGAAGCGUGACUGUGCGUUGGUACAGAGGAAACGAAACCUUCGAGCCAUCCAGCAGAGGCCCCCUGCGAGUGACUGACUGCCAGCCCAACAACUGUGACCCGAGCGCUGUCGCACAUCCCCAAAACGUGUCGUCCUCCAUCACCGUCACUCUGAACAGAACGGACAGCGGGGCGGAGUUCAGAUGCGAGGCUCAGUUGGAUCUCGGUCCCGAGGGGCCGCAGCCCGCUCCGAGCGCGACGUCCGGUCCUCUCAACAUCACCGUCUACUAUAAGCCCGCCAUUAACACCACGAAGCUUCCAAAGGCGAUCCCCGUGUUCAGAGGUUAUCCCGAGGAGCUGGUGUGUGAAGCCGAUGGCCUCCCGCCUCCAAAGAUCCACUGGACUUACAGCUCUCAACAAGUUCUCAACGAGUCCGAAGACACGCUCACCGUGUCCGAGGCCGGCGUUUACAACUGCACCGCCACCAAUGAGGUGGAUUCCACCUACUAUGUGGUCCAAGUGAUUUUAAAAGAGGACUACCUUCCCCUCAUAGCUGGAUUCGUGGCGGUCACAGUAGUCGCCAUCUCCAUCGUCUUCCUCUUCAUCUACUCGAUCUACUACAAGAACACCAAGAUGCGCCGUUACAGUCUUAAAAACCCCAAGCUCGACACCCCCAGUAGCAACGUAGCCCACAACGGCUGGGACAUGCAGUUUCCUAUGACCAAACUGUCUUAGCACAGGACGUCCCGGAGAAGCACUCUGAAUGAGCCGCAUCUCUCUGCCACCACGAAGCCGGACCACCGCUCUGACAUCCUCGCAUCUACCGUCCCACAUAAAAGUAUUUCACUCUAAAUGGAAUAACCUGGUUAUGAGAAUUAGCAACCUUUGCGCGAGAUGUGAGGUUUUAUAUUUACUACUGGAUUUGACCUGUUUUCACUGGACGGAAAGAAGAAGAAGAAGAGGAAGAGCUGGGACUUAAACUUGGCCGUUGAAUUGUUUUGAUGUCAUUUACAGUAAUGAGCACAAAGACAAUUGAGCUGCUGGAUUUAGUCUGAAAAUGAGCCAGCAUCUCGGCUCCUGCGGCUCUCUCAUCUCAAAGUUAAGGGUUUUCUGGUUAGAGGCCGAACGCGUGAUGUUAAGCUCCUGUUGGCCUACGCGAACCCGUCAUCCCCGCAGCACCUGGUUGUUUAUUCUUACAUUCACUUUACUUCUUUUUUUUUUUUAUAUGCUCCCUUCAUUUCACUGUAUGUCAUUAUUUUUACCCAUCAAGCAUGAGUCGAUCAUGACCGUCAAUCACGGUGACCCUGAAGCGACACUACUGUUUUCAACAGGCAGUGUGACCGAAGGUGCGCGGUGGAAUCUGUGAAAAGGGAGAGCAGCUCUGCUCACUGUGUGGACACUGUUGCUCAUUCAUGCUCGGGACAUUCGACUCGGUUACACGUUUGUUACACGUUUGUGAAUACGGCUGUAAAUAUUUGAGACUGAUGUUUGUCUGUAUUGUAAUAUUAAAAAUCGCGUUUCCAACCGA